AUGCUCGCAUCAGAGAAUGCAAAUAAGGACCAGACUCUCCAUCAACCAAUCCAUGGACCAGACGAACUUAACGCAAGCCCUCAUUCCCUGCUAUGGGCGGCGUUUGCAUGCGAGUGGCCUCGCCACUUUCGCAUUGCGCCGACGGCAGACAGAGACCCUGCGGGGCUGCCCUCCGGGCUCUCACUCGAGAGGCUUGUGGGCUCGAUGCCAGACAGUUCCAAUGCUCAGGGGCCCGGCUCAAAUUUUGCAGCCAUCAGCACCUGUGAAGUUGUGGGCCAAAGCAGUAAACUACGACCCGCUAAGACCAAAUUUUCGUCCGGCGCCGCCCACUCGGCCGUCUCCUCCGCAGCAUUGCGGGAACGGCUUUCUUCAGAACUCCAGGGGGGAUCCCACACCGCGAUUGGAGAAAACGGGGAGGUCGAGGCAUCCGACCAAACGAUCCAGCCCAUCAGGUUUGAGGCCGACAACAAAGCCAAAACAUUAACGGUCAUGGGCACCGAGACCGGCGUGCAGGGCGAAGGUUACUACAAAUGCUCCUGGAACAAUGACAAGGACCCCAACGCUAACAGGCCUUGGUGUCACAGUUGUACUGCUGUCUUGGAUACCUAAACUAUGGUUCCAUGGAUCCCGUUUGUUUUACUCUGUGUCUAUUCCAUAUCACUACCAGUGCCUGUGCCUGUGGAUGACAGAGCAUUUGACUUGCCAAAU
Molecule: messenger RNA, 708 nt
Organism: Puccinia graminis f. sp. tritici CRL 75-36-700-3
Lineage: Eukaryota; Fungi; Basidiomycota; Pucciniomycetes; Pucciniales; Pucciniaceae
Exons: 5
Coding region: 1-609 (202 amino acids)
Source: RefSeq, a predicted model, not a curated record